This is a messenger RNA of Racocetra persica, 155 nucleotides long. The record is from the annotation of a GenBank genome assembly. Lineage: Eukaryota; Fungi; Glomeromycota; Glomeromycetes; Diversisporales; Gigasporaceae.
GAUAAAGAAGUAAGCAAGUGUAAUUGGUGCUUGAAGGACAAGAAAUAUUGUUAUAGUGGUUUUAUAACUGACUGGGAUUGGGAUAAAGUUGAAUAUGAAAAUUAUAAGUGGUGCAAACGGUGCCAAAAAACUAAUCAUAAUACGAAUGAUUGUUG